Molecule: messenger RNA, 1770 nt
Organism: Manihot esculenta (cassava)
Lineage: Eukaryota; Viridiplantae; Streptophyta; Magnoliopsida; Malpighiales; Euphorbiaceae
Product: protein FANTASTIC FOUR 3
Exons: 2
Coding region: 454-1518 (354 amino acids)
Source: RefSeq, a predicted model, not a curated record
GGUUGCUCAUCUUUUUAAGCCUCCUCUAGGUGGAAACGCCUAAGAGAGAGAGAGCGAGAGAGGGGGGAUGUGCCUGCCAGCAUUCAUCAACCCAUCUCCUACUCAUCCUCCUCCCAUUACUCUCUUUUCCUUGAAUUUCUCUGGUAAGAUUAUAAUGGCAGCAGAUUGGGAAAAUCUCCAUUUCACAUAAGGAACCAAAUCUUGACGUCAAGGUAUUAGCUGUCUCUGCCAGCAUCUUCACCUACCUUUCAAUUCAAUUCUUGCAUUUCUCGAUAACAUCUACUGUCUCCUCUAUUUUAAACUGCAAGUAUUAAUUGACCAGCCACACUGCCAACGCUAUUCUCUUCAUGCACUACCCGUCACUACGCUUAUACCCACAACCAGUAACUCCCAAAAAAAAUUAAAAAAAAAAGAGAAGUAACAUCCUCUCUUUCUCUUCUUGUUGCCUUUAAAAUGCAGACCCAAUUCCCAGCUACAUUGACAACACACAACCACAACAUUGAUCACUGUCUUGUGAGCCUGACCUUUGACUCCUCACGAGAAGAAAAAAUUCCCAGUAGUGGGAGAUUUAGUGCAACUUCAAGCAUUAUGGGGUCUAUUUCUUCAUCACCACCUUCUUCUGCUCUCAUUGGGGACUACAUUGGCGUUGAGAGCUGUCUUGAUCUGAAAAACAAUGACGAUAUCUUCAAAUCUUCAUCAGAGGUAGAAAAGAGUCAGGGUUUCUGUCUACGACGUAGUAAGAGGGAUCAAAGUUGUGCAGUGAAGAAAGAGUUUCCACCGCCAAUAACAUCGCUGGCUCGCACUGGGAACUUGUCUUCCCAUAUGCCUUGGGUUUUGAGGCGAUACUACACUGAUGAUGGAAGAUUGAUUAUUAGAGAAGAGAGGGUGAAGCAUCAUGAGUACUUCCAGGCUCACAGAUCAAAUGGCCGUCUUACCUUGAAGCUUGUUCCCCUAGACGAUGAAGUUUAUCCCCCCUAUCCCCAAGGUCUCGCUGACGAUUUAGAUGACAGUGAGAGUGAGUUUGAGAAUUGUCAAGAAGAAGUACCAGAUGAACUCGAUGACUGUCACACUGAUGAAGUUGACGACGACGAAGAAGAAGUACAACCUGGGACUGAUAACUGUAGCAGUGAAGAAGCAGUUAAAAAUGAGCUAGAGAACUGUCUCGUCAAUGAAGAAGAAGAUGAUGAAGAGCUUGAUAACCGUAGAAGUAAAGAAGAAAAAGAGGACAAGCAAGAAACAGUCAUUAUAGAUCAAUACAAAGACACACAAGUGAAUGAGAAUGGAGGAGACUAUGCAUUUGAUAAUGGUGUGAACUAUUUCCAUAGUUGUAAUGACAUUACAGUGAAGGAUGUCGUGUACGAAGAUCAAAGAGUUCCUUCAGUGGAAACUGGGACUAGUGGAAUUGGUGGAAAUAUGAGUGCAUUCAAGUGCUUGAAUAUUUACAACAGUACCGUGAGACCAGACUCCAAUUGCAUAUUUGGGGUGCCAGUAUCACCUCUUAGGCCAGUUCAUGGUUAGACAAUAAAAAUUCUAGAGUAUUUAUUAUCAUUAUUAUUAUUUUUGGGGAAUGGGGACGAUGUGGGUGGUUCAGUUUUAGGUUUGAGGUGAGUCAUCUUUAUUGAUAGAUUUAGCUUUGCUUUCAUGCUCCAGGAGGCUGUUAGUGCCAUGUCAAGAUUCAAGAGAGUAGGAAUUAAUCCUUAUAUUCUGUCUAUAUAUCAGUACUAGUGAACUCUCAUUUGAAAUCUGAUUGAGCUUUUGUUUUUCUGAUUC